Molecule: messenger RNA, 2008 nt
Organism: Formica exsecta
Lineage: Eukaryota; Metazoa; Arthropoda; Insecta; Hymenoptera; Formicidae
Product: protein scarlet-like
Exons: 12
Coding region: 95-1924 (609 amino acids)
Cellular component (GO): plasma membrane
Molecular function (GO): ABC-type transporter activity; ATP hydrolysis activity; ATP binding
Source: RefSeq, a predicted model, not a curated record
AAUAAAUGUCUAUGUGAUUCGAAAUUAGCAAAAUCUAUUUCAUAAUGCUCCAGCAAUAUUAAGCAGAGAAGCUUUUUAGAAGUGAAUAGUUACAAUGGUACAAUUAACAAAUUCGAUUGACGAUGAGAUGACUUUCCAAAUUUUUCAUCUGUUCUGGGAAAAUAUGACCGUUACUGUACCUAUUGAGGAUGAUGAGUGUUCGGGAAAAGUGUGGUGCAAGUUGUUGCGUAAAAAAAGCGUGAAAAUGUUUACUAUACUGAAAGGAGUAUCUGGAUACGCAGAAACCGGUAAUAUGUUUGCUAUAUUAGGACCAAGUGGCGCCGGCAAAACCACGUUUCUUGCUGCCUUGGCGAGAAGGCUCAAAUUAACUUCGGGCACAGUGAAGAUCAAUGGGCACGACGUUUCCAAAGAAACGAUGGCAGAAAUAUCGAGUUAUAUGCCGCAGUUUGACGCUCUGCCCUCUGCACUCACACCAAGGGAGUAUAUGUCGUUCGUGUGUGCUCUGAAAAUGGGAAAUAGUUGCAGUGCAUUACGAAGAAAAACCUUGGGCGAAGAACUUUUGCGAGAUCUUGCAUUAUACGAAUGUAUCGAUACUCUUAUAUCGAAACUAUCGGGCGGUGAAAGAAAGCGUUUAUCGUUAGCCACGGAAUUAGUGACAAAGCCUAAAAUAUUUUUUCUAGACGAGCCAACCACAGGUCUGGACACUUUUGCCGCGAUAUGCGUCGUGCAAUCGUUGAAACUGAUUGCAUCGAGAGGUACAAUAAUUUUUUGUACGAUUCAUCAGCCCGGUAUGAUGAUAUACAAUAUGUUCAGUCAUGUAUUAUUAAUGGCGGAUGGAAGAUCGAUAUACUUCGGGACUUUAGGAAAUGCUACAGAUUUUUUUAAAAGCCAGGAUUAUCACUGUCCUGUAAACUACGACGAGUCCGAAUAUUACAUAAACAUCCUGUCACGUCAAAAUUGGACAACGGAUCGCAGUAUUGAACUGUGUCGAGCGUUCUCGCAAUCGUCACUGUCAAAAAUUCCUGCGAUCGAGAAUGCGAGAACAAUUUUUCACGCGCGCGUCGUUCCACAAAAAAAAUCAGGAUGGUUUGUACAAUUUUAUUGGUUGCUCUGGAGAAUAUUUUUGCAAGAUAAAAGGACAGUUUCCGACAAUUGGACCGCGUGGUUUUCUUUUUCGCUAUCCGUAAUCUUUGUCAGUAUUUUUUAUGUCGGCACUAAAUCAUCGACACAAGAGGGAAUACAAAACAUUCGCGGUGCGUUAUAUAUGAUGAUAUCUGAAAUUAUAUUUACGGUCGCCUAUUCUGUCAUUUACGAAUUACCUGGCGAACUUGUUCUUUACCUUCGCGAGAGUACCGUAUAUGCGCCAGGACCCUAUUACUUCGCCACUAUUUUCGGCUCGAUACCCAAGACAAUAUUCAAAGCAUUUUUGUUCACGGUCGUAAUGUAUUUCCUGUUACAUUCCGAAUUUUGGCUACUUGACUUUUGCUUGUAUUGUCUCUGUACGACAAUGACGGCGAUUUGCGGUACCGCAUACGGCAUGAUGAUUUCCAGUUGGAUCACCGACAUCGACAUUGUUGUCACGAUAAUGGUACCGUUCGAUUUGCUAUUCCUUUUGACGGCGGGUGUGUUUUACAAUCUUCGAACUCUGCCGAGCUACUUGGGCUACUUCAAAUAUGUGUCGGUUUUUUAUUACGCCACCGCAGCUGUAUCGAUAAUAUACUGGUCGGGAAUAAAGAAUAUCGACUGUCCAGUCAAUCGCGACCUGCCUUGUUUAUCGAAUGGAACGGAAGUUUUAUCGAAGUAUGGAUAUAACGAAGGGAACUUUUGGUGGGACAUGACCGGGUUACUGCUUCUGACAAUUCUGAUGAAUGUUAUUGUAUAUUUUGGUAUAAAAAGAAAAAGGGCAACAAGAUCAAUUAUUUAAUCUAUGAUCGAGAGAGGUAGUCGCGAAAAGCGUCUUUACAAAGAUAUACCAAUAAGCUUUAAAAAUGUUUGAAAUAAACAGAUU